This is a messenger RNA of Callorhinchus milii (elephant shark), 3872 nucleotides long. RefSeq names its product nucleoporin 133 (gene nup133). The record is from RefSeq and is a predicted model, not a curated record. The coding region runs from base 52 to 3501 and encodes 1149 amino acids. Gene Ontology annotation, biological process: transcription-dependent tethering of RNA polymerase II gene DNA at nuclear periphery; protein import into nucleus; poly(A)+ mRNA export from nucleus. Gene Ontology annotation, cellular component: nuclear pore outer ring. Gene Ontology annotation, molecular function: protein binding; structural constituent of nuclear pore. Lineage: Eukaryota; Metazoa; Chordata; Chondrichthyes; Chimaeriformes; Callorhinchidae. The transcript is spliced from 26 exons.
GGCGGUUUGAGACGAAGCGGCUGCUGGGGCUGCGGGUUCGCUGUCGGCGCCAUGUUCUCCCCGCGGGCUGCUUCGGCCGUCAAAAGGCCCCACUCGGGCUCGCUCGGCUCCCCCAUGAACCGGAGCGGAGGGGCCUUCUCGGCGCCGGGACGGAGGAGCGCGACUGCGGCCGGCGCUUGUGUUUACUCCCCGGCCUGGCGCUGCUCCCUGGGGAACCGGUCAACUCUAACCCCAAACAGAACAGCACAGUACCAAAUGGUUAGUGACACUGUGAAUUAUGAUAUCAGGAGUUUUGGAUCUUCUCUUCCUGUUAAAGUUAUGGAAGCUUUAACGCUAGCUGAAGAGGAUGAACCAAUAAGUGUUAAAAUAAGUGAAAGUGGAUGGACAUGGCUAGUCUCUGGUGAAAAAGUGAUUUUCUGGAAGAUUGGACAGAUGUCUGUUACUAAGCUGUCUGUAUGUAAAGAGUUGCAGUUACCACCCAGUGAAUGUCUGUUUGUAGCAGAUCUAAUCGCUGUAUCUUAUCAGAAUGAAAGCAGUUCUGUACAGUCCUUGUCCGUCAUGGCAGCCUCCAGAGAAGGGACAGUACGAUACUGGCCCAGCCUAGCACAUGAAGGAUCAUUCACAGAGAUAACUGUUGAUUUGGGUGGAAAUGAGUGUGAAUUUUUGAUUGCUAUAAUGGGAGGUGGAUUUAUUUUGGCUUCCCAUAGCAACCAGUUGUUGCGAUUAACACCAGAUAGUUCAGGCAAAGUGAGUCAGCGUCCUGUGCAGCAGAGUCAAGGCAUGCUAUCGGGAUUAAGUCGCAGAGUCUCAUCACUUUUUGGUAUUUUGACACCAACUUCAGAUGUUGUGCUGAAGAGUAUAUUGUGGGAUGAAGAAAAUGAGUGCCUGUAUACACUUACUUCUUCCAGUCUGAAUAAAUGGGAAGUGGAUGAAACAUCAGAGCGACAUGUUCUCAGUUGGGAUUUAAACAGAGGUUUGAAGGAAUAUCUGGCAGAUGCAAUCUGGGGUUUAGAUGAAAAUUUUGAAGCUGUUAAGGCUGGAGUCAAAGUUCGUUAUCUGGAUUUGCAGCUGAGCAAGGAUGGUCUUGUGAUUUUAACAGCGACAUGGAAUUUGAGUGAUGAGCCUUGCCUGAUCUACUAUACUUUAACCACUGUCCAGGAUACAGGUUAUCAGAUAUCUGAUGACAUUAGAUUGGAGGUCACUGAAUAUGCACCAGAGUAUCACCCAGGUGAAGACCUACCAUGCAGUCGAUUUCUGAUACCUGAAUUUUCUAAUCCAGCUGCUUACUUGUACUCUUCUGAUAUAAUUUUUGCAUGCUGUACUGGAACUGGGAGGAGCUCCCUGCCACAGGAAAAAAUAGUAUUGAAUACACCAGGUGAUGGCAUCUUGGGUGCUGGUAGCUGUGCUGGUUCACCAGUCAUCUUCUGUAGAAAUAGUGGGCUCCUUGCUAUUGGUCCUAAAGAGAGUGUAUCUACAUUGCCUGAAAACAUCGAAGAUUCACUGGCCUUGGCUGCUUCUGAGGCAGCACUUGAGAGUGAUGCAGGGCAAUCCUCUUCCAGAAUGGAUGUUGUACCACACGAAGAUAAAACAAAGCUGUUGAAAACUGCAUUUGUGCUGUUUUGUAGAAAGGAUGUCAUUGGUGCACAGACCAUGUUGGAAGACAUGUUUCCAGAGGAACAUGAUUUGGAACAAGAUGAGGACCUUAACAGUGCUGUGGCACAGAUUAGCCUUGAUUUGAUAAACGAUUAUCCUGCAUGUGACCCACGGUGGGCUGAGUCUGUACCAAAUGAUGGAGGUCAAUUUAGCAACACCUCCCUUCUGCUCCUUCACCAGCUGGAAGAUAAAUUGAAGGCAUAUUACUGUUUCAUGGAAUUUCUUCAGGAGGUUGGAUUAAUUAAUCGUCUUGGCACGGUUAUGGUACGAGGAAUGCCAAUGGCAACUCGACUUCUGCUUUGUGAACAUGCUGAGAAGCUUUCUGCUGCCAUAGUACUUAAAAACCAUCACACCAAGUUUCCAGAUCUCGUUAAUGCUGCUAUUAUCUGUGCUUUGAGCAAACAAAAUGAAGGUGUUCCACAGAAUCUGACUCCAGCAGAUGUAUUCUUUAGAGAGGUAUCACAAAUUGACUCUGUAUUUGAGUGUUUGCUUGAAGAGGAGGAGCACUUUCUGGAAGAGACUCCAUCCACCUCUCUGGAGUGGGCUCAAACAGUUGUAAAUGUAAACCACGUCUUGAAGGAUAUGUUGCAGGCAGCUGUCCACUAUCGACAUAAUAAAUGUUCCCUCUACAAGUCUGGAGCAGAGGUGGAAACAGAACCUGAAUGUGUUCCUUGGACAGCUUUCAGUGGUCCAGGUGGAAUACGGAACGUGAUUGUGCGGCAGAAUGAUAUCAUUCUAAAAAAGGUGUAUCCCCAUGUGGACACUUCAUUGCGGAAUACUCUCCUGGAGCAACUAGUAGCCCUGCUUGAUUUCUACCUGGAUGGCUAUGUGUGUCAACUCAAGUCUGUCGACAAACCUGAUAGCCAGGAAAGAUACAGUAAAUUGGACAUGGAAUAUACGCAAAAACGCUCAGACCUUCUAUCACCUUUACUUUCUCUUGGACAAUACCAGUGGACUGCUGCACUGGCAGAGAAAUACUGUGACUUUGAUAUUUUGAUACAAAUGUGCGAACAGACAGACAACCAAUCCAGGCUACAGCGUUACAUGACCCAGUUUGCAGAUCAGAAUUUUUCAGACUUCCUAUUUCGAUGGUAUAUGGAGAAGGGAAAACGAGGGAAGCUUCUGUCGCCACCAGUCUCCCAACAUGCACAACUCGCCAAUUUUCUUCAAUCGCACGAACAUCUUAGUUGGCUUCAUGAGAUCAAUGUCCAACAUUUUGAAAAGGCUCAUGAGACAUUAUUGAAUUUAUCAAAUGUGGAGGUGCGUUGUUUUGCAAAGAAGAAAACCCUCCUGAGCCUCAGUAAACUUUCAGCAUUUGCUUCAGAUGUCCCUGAGGACUUUUUGCAAGAGAAGAUGGAGGAAAUGAAUGAGCAAGAGCGAUAUAUGCUUCAUCAAGAGACUUUGCCAAAGGAACUGCUGGAGAUGAAGAUGCUCAAUAUGAAUACCAUGCCGGUCCUAUCUGCUUCUCAGCUCAUCUAUCUUUACAUCAGUGAUGAAAAUACAAAGGCCAAUGAAUAUGAUUUCAAGAAAGCCCUAGAUCUAUUGGAGUAUGUUGAAAAGGAGGAAGAUCUUGACACGGAUGCCCUAAAACUUGAAAUCUUCUGCAGAGCUAUUCAGCGAAACAAAUGGUCUUCUGAUUUAAAGGAUGACCCUGUUGAAGCUGCAAAGGAGACAAUAUUAAUAAGGAUUCUAGACAAAUUAAGGAAUGAAGGAGUUCAGCUUAAAGAUUACUUGCCACCGGUGAAGGAGCUGCUGAACGAAGAUUAUCUGGGAGCCCUGAGACUAAAUUCAUACUUUGAAUUCCUCUUGCAAGCAAAUUACGAACAUUACAUAGCGUUGCAAACGUGAUUGUAACUUUUUGACUUCUGUCCGUGCUCCACUGGCUCUUUUGGAUGACCAAACUACAAUCAUUAAACUUUUAUAUCAUAUAACAUUUUAUACAGUUUGAAAUGUAAUAAAAUGUUCACAUCCAAUUUACUCAGAACAUGCACAAACUUAUUCCUUCCCCAAGAUGGUGCAGUGCUACUGAUUUGCAAGAUUCAAGGUGUAUCAAUCUAGCUAUUACAGUACAUAAUACAGCUAUAUACAGAAAUUACUGUUCUGAGGUAUGAGUAUUCUUGUUUUUUGCCCUGAAUUUUAUGUAUCCUUCACAUUUUGAUAACUAACCUUAGUCAAAAGAGAAUGCAUCAAAUCCAAUAAAACUAUUUUAUAAUGCCUGA